Lates calcarifer (barramundi perch) is the source of this 1309-nucleotide messenger RNA. RefSeq names its product GS homeobox 2 (gene gsx2). Gene Ontology annotation, molecular function: sequence-specific double-stranded DNA binding; DNA-binding transcription factor activity, RNA polymerase II-specific. Gene Ontology annotation, biological process: regulation of DNA-templated transcription. The record is from RefSeq and is a predicted model, not a curated record. The transcript has 2 exons. Bases 126 to 842 code for a protein of 238 amino acids. Gene Ontology annotation, cellular component: nucleus. Lineage: Eukaryota; Metazoa; Chordata; Actinopteri; Centropomidae.
CAACCCUCUUCGGGGUCCCUUUUGUUGAACCAUCAAACAUAAGCACCUUUGGAGAUCCCGAGGGGUUCAGAUGAGAAACGGCUAUCAUCUUACACACGGAGCGAUCACUUCUCAGCGGCGCCGUCAUGUCGAGGUCUUUUUACGUCGAUUCUUUAAUCAUCAAGGAUACGGUGAGACCGGGACCAGCUGAGCACACGGGGCAAGACUUCCUCAUUCCCAUCAGCAUGCACUCUCCGAGCGUAAUGACGGUCACCGCUCCGGUGUGCCCGUCCAGGAAAAAUGGGACUUUCUGUGUUUGCCCGCUGUGCGUCACGUCCCACAUCCACUCUUCCCGCAGCGGCAUCCCCAUGCUGAAGGGUCAGUUUCCAGGAGCGGAGGCACAGUACUGUCAGAGGAUAGCGCACCAGCAGUCUCCAGCGCUCGCGCACCCGGGACAUACACCUGUCUGCACGCCCACCUUCAGCGUCACAGAUCCCAGGAGAUACCACUGUCUUUCUAUUGGCGCCUCUGAGAGCAGCCACAUACAGAAUGGCAAGAGGAUGCGCACGGCUUUCACAAGCACGCAACUCCUGGAACUUGAAAGGGAGUUUUCCACGAACAUGUAUCUUUCGAGACUCAGAAGAAUCGAAAUCGCCACGUAUUUGAACCUGUCGGAGAAACAGGUGAAAAUCUGGUUUCAGAACCGCAGGGUGAAACACAAGAAGGAGGGCAAAGCCACCCAAAGGAGCGCACACAGCGGCUGCAAGUGCACGAGCGGCCACACAGACUAUUCAAGGUCAGAGGACGAGGAGUCUCUAUCUCCUGCCUCUGCCACGGAGGAGAAAGAGGUGUCACCCAUCUGAGAACAACGCGACUCCCACAAUUUCCCACUGCCGGUACUUCCUCUGUCCUGCCACAGUUAUGGGUUGUGGCAUCACGCGACGUCUGAGUCAAAAAAAAAAAAAAAAAUCUCCUGCAUGAAGUCUGAGAAGUGUUGAAAAUGUCAGUUGUUCUUCACCUCAUUUUAGUCCUGCUGUUAAAUUAAAGUAAAAAUAUGUGAAUUUAUGUUCUUGAAAUAUCUGAAAACAUGACUGUACACUCUAACAGACUUGAUCCCUUCCGGGUCCUCACCUUUAUACCCAAGUCUAGUAAAAUAUCCCCAGUAAAUGUUUUCAAUUAUUGCCCGAUAUGCCAACACUGUCAGUGAGGUUGUUUGGUAACGACAGCCCUUAGAAACACUAUAGGCCUAACCUGUGUGGAGCCUGUACGCAGCAAUUUGUAAACUAUGUAUAUCUGUAUUUAUUGUAAUAAACAUGACGAGUUGACUUAA